AUGACGCCCUCCCCCGCUGUCCCAACCCCUCUCGCGUCAGAUUCGGCCUCCGCGCCCGAGAAAAACGCGAGGAACGCCUCCACAGCCAAGCUCCGCAGCUGCGUCGUGUGUCGCAGUCGUAAAGUGCGCUGCGACAAGCUGUCACCAUGUUCAAACUGUCGCAAGGCUAAUAUUCCCUGUGUUGUGCCCUCCAAUGACCGUCCGCCAAGAUGGGCAAGGCGCUUGGAGCGCAUAGCCGAUAAUGGACAGGGCACUGCAGGUCAAGGUGGCAGCUCUGGGACCGACCAGGUCAUGAAUAGACUGCGGACGCUGGAGAAUUUGGUUAAGGAGUUGAGUGGACAGCUUGAGGUGGCUAAUGCUGCUGCGAGUCGGGGCGCUUCUUCUGAUGCGUCAUCGCCUCAAGAUGCUGUGAAGGACGCAGCUAGUCCUUCGUCAACUUCAACGGCUUCAGAUGUGCAAAAGCAUUUUGGAAGAAUGGUGAUCAAGGAUAAGAAUAGAGAGAAGUACGUAGCAAGUGGCUUCUGGUCCCGUAUCAGCGAUGAGCUCGAUGGGCUGAAGAUGGACACUCGUAGGAUGGCAGAUGAUGAUGAGUCUUCUGAAGACGAAGACUUCCCGGUCAGCACGCCUUCAACUCAAGAACUCUACCGAGAACCCUCGGAGCGGCAUGCUUUCCUGUUUCGAAACAGCCAUGCUCCAGCGUCGCCCGGCGAACAGGACUUCAGCCCGUUACCGUCUCAGAUACCCUUCCUGCUGGACGUAUUCGACGAGAACAUUAAUCUCAUCAUGCACAUCGUGCAUAUGCCGAGUAUCAGGAAGAUGGUCCGUCCAUCUCCCGGGACAGCGGCCAACAUAUCCCUCAAGCACCAAGCGCUGCUCUUCUCCAUCUACUACGCUGCCAUCACGUCCAUGGAAGACGACGAUGUGCUAGCAAACUUUGGGUCUACUAAGACGGAGCUCAAUAUGAAAUUUCGGCGGGGCCUUGAACAGGCUUUGGCAAGAGCAGACUUUCUCAACAAUCCAGAUAUUGUCCUUGUACAGGCCUUGGUCAUCUUUCUAUCUCUCGCCCGGCGUUACGAUAGCCCUGUAUACGUGUGGAUGAUGACGGGUCUGAUGAUCCGUAUGGCUCACGCCGUCGGUCUACAUCGAGACGGUUCGAGGUUCCAGCAUUUAUCACCGUUCGAAGUUGAGCAACGACGUCGUCUUUGGUGGAUGAUCAUUACAGUCGACAUUCGCGCGUCUGAAGACCAGGGAACUGAAUUCUCAAUCACGCAAGACAGCUUCGACACCAAGAUACCUCUCAACGUCAACACUUCGGACAUCGAGCCUGACACGAAAGAGACUCCCCCAGAGCGCAAAGGCGUUACAGACAUGUCUUUUGCACUCGCCAUGUGUGAACUAGCAAGAGUUUCGAGACAGCUGAUGGCAUCAAGUAUCCACUCACCUGGGCCUACUCUGGAAGAGCAAACUCAGUUGCUUGAUGGUAUUCAGGAAAAACUUGAGAAUGGCUACCUUUUCCGCUCCGCUCACCCAGAAGAUAUAGCUAACUGGGUCGGGAUCGUGUGUACGCGGCUUGUCCUUUCCAAGUUGACACUCUUGGUAUACCUUCCCUCGCUUUUUGCGUCGCCCAAUGAGCGUUUCUCGGACGAGAUUCGAGACAAACUGCUUGUCGCAGCUAUCGAGGUGGCAGAGCAUAACCACGCGCUCAAUGCUGAAACGAAAUGUCGCCAAUGGCGAUGGAUAUACCAGACAUAUACUCAUUGGUAUGCCAUUGUAUGGCUGUUGAUCGAGAUAUCCAGACGGCAGUGGUCGCCUACUGUUGACCGCGCAUGGGUGGCUCUGCACAGCGUCUGGCUGAUACCGUCGCAGCAUAACAUGGCCAAGAAUGCGCGCAUGUGGAUUCCACUGCGUCGAUUGAUGGCUAAAGCGAGGAGCCAUCGGGACGAGCAACUGGCGCAAAUCCGGAACAACCCUGCCAUGAUUGAGUCUCUGGAGCAGGCUGAUCGCGACCUCCCUAUUCCUAUCAGCCCGGAAUCGUUGCAGGAGACAAAUUCGCAGCAGCGGUUCCUUGAGCAUUGGCGCUCUGCUGUCGGAAAGACAAGCUAUGGCAUUUCCGAGCAACCUGGGCCCCAAACUGGUGAUAGCAACACGACGCAAUCUCUAGCUAAUCCGGCCAUGGGUGACAGUGCCACCCAAUGGGCGAACCCCUCUUUUGACUUUGCGUUUCCCCAAACAUUGGCUGAUGGUCAGCCUGGAGAUGCAGGUGUUGCAUCAUGGCUUUGGAAUGAUAUGGAUCAGAGUGGUAAUGCAUUGGCAGAUAUCAAUAUGGACAUUGAUACUGAUAUCGACUGGAAUACAUGGCUACAGUCUGCUACGGGUAUGGAAUUGAAUGCGGGAAACACGGGGCCGAUUUGA
Molecule: messenger RNA, 2412 nt
Organism: Fusarium redolens
Lineage: Eukaryota; Fungi; Ascomycota; Sordariomycetes; Hypocreales; Nectriaceae
Product: fungal-specific transcription factor domain-containing protein
Exons: 2
Coding region: 1-2412 (803 amino acids)
Biological process (GO): DNA-templated transcription; regulation of DNA-templated transcription
Molecular function (GO): DNA binding; DNA-binding transcription factor activity, RNA polymerase II-specific; zinc ion binding
Source: RefSeq, a predicted model, not a curated record